This is a messenger RNA of Striga hermonthica, 1149 nucleotides long. Lineage: Eukaryota; Viridiplantae; Streptophyta; Magnoliopsida; Lamiales; Orobanchaceae. The record is from the annotation of a GenBank genome assembly.
AUGUUAUCUGGGUUGAUGAACUUUUUAUGGGCCUGUUUUCGGCCGAGAGGAGAUCAAUAUAUUCACGAUGGCUCGGAUGCUGCUGCCCGUCAAGACGGGCUUUUGUGGUACAAGGACUCGGGCCAACAUUUUAAUGGUGAUUUCUCGAUGGCUGUAGUUCAGGCGAAUAAUUUACUCGAGGAUCAGACCCAACUCGAGUCCGGUUGUUUGAGCACGAGCGAUUUAGGGCCUUACGGCACUUUCGUCGGGGUUUAUGAUGGACAUGGAGGUCCCGAGACCUCGAGGUUCAUCAAUGAUAAUCUCUUCCAACAUCUGAAGAACUUCACGGCCGAGCAUCAAUCUAUGUCAGUAGAAGCCAUCCGAAAGGCAUUUGAAGCAACAGAAAACGGGUUCUCCUCGCUUGUCAGUAGGCAGUGGCCUUUGAAGCCGCAAAUUGCUGCCGUUGGCUCGUGCUGCCUUGCUGGCGUUAUCUGCGGUGGGACCCUUUACGUGGCCAACUUGGGAGACUCGCGAGCUGUCUUAGGGAGGCUCGUCAAGUCCACAGGUGAAGUAAUUGCCCUCCAGCUGUCAGCCGAGCAUAAUGCUAGCUUCGAGUCCGUAAGGCAGGAGCUUCAGUCCUUGCACCCGGACGAUUCACAGAUUGUGGUUCUGAGGCAUAAUGUGUGGCGAGUCAAGGGACUUAUACAGAUCUCGAGAUCAAUCGGGGAUGUGUAUUUGAAAAAGCCCGAAUACAACAGGGAGCCUCUGUACCAGAAAUUCAGACUUCGUGAGCCUUUCAAAAGACCGAUUUUGAGCUCAGAACCAUCGAUUACCGUGCACCCGAUAUUACCUCACGAUCAGUUUAUCAUUUUUGCUUCGGACGGUCUUUGGGAGCAUCUCACUAACCAAGAAGCUGUUGACUUAGUUCAAAACCAUCCACGAAGCGGUAGUGCCCGUAGACUAGUGAAAGCAGCCUUACAGGUGGCGGCCAAGAAGAGGGAAAUGAGGUAUUCUGAUCUCAAGAAAAUCGACCGUGGGGUCCGCCGUCAUUUUCACGAUGACAUCACGGUUGUUGUCGUUUUUCUCGACUCGCAUCUCGUUAACCGAGCCAGCUCAAACCGAUGCCCCAACAUUUCGGUCAAAGGCCCAACCGAACCAAUCUUGACCUGA